AUGGCGCAGCGCACAAGCAAGUACCUGGGUGUACUGUACUUGCUCCGUGCGGCGGGUGGUAAUAUUGGUCAAGUACAAGUAAAACAGCGCUCACUUACUUGCCCCGACUUGCACCAUGCAGCACAGUGCUUGUACCAGCACAAGUACAGUACUUACUUUGACGGCCUCGUAUGCGUCGGUACGUACCAGUGUGCUCUUCCGACGGCGCCAGGCACAGCCAUAACGUUAGCUUCGCUUCCGCCGCCGCCGGCACCCCACACUGUCCUUCGGUCACCGUCCUUGACCAGGAACGCGCCUGUGGCAUUCUCCUCCCCUCGCUCGUCCCCUUGUCCUGCCCACGACGCCGCCGAACCCUCUCCGCCUGCAGCCAUCUCCAACCUCGACCAUCCUCGCUCCGGCUCUCCGUCACCUUCGACCGUCGUCACCGGACAUAACCCGUGCGCGUCCCCGUCCCCAUCGCCCUCGAGUUCUGCCGCUCUGCCCACGCGCACCCUGCGGGAAAAAUCCGACCCGGCUCACCGCCCUUUGCGCCGCCCGACUCUGCCUCUGCCUCCCGAGCCUCUGCCUCCCGAACCUUCACACGAGGCAGCCCUCGCUCGAUCGGUGCCCGCGUUUGAGAAUCCCCAUCCCGCAUCCGCCUACCUCGACGGCCCGAAACCCUCGUCGCGUCCUCCUUCUUCGCCUCGCCUCAGCCUCCCCCCUCCUCGACCCUCAUCUCCAACGCCUGCCGCCACCGACCGCCAGCCCGCCACCCGCCACCCACCUGCUGCCGUCCCAAGGCCUCGCCGCGUCAAGGAUACUACAAGAUCCCUCGCUCCCGCCCUCCGUCCAGAGCCCUCGGGACCGGACCGGCCCAAGUGCGGCUCUGCUUGCGAGACCCUCGUCGCCCCCAUUCGCCGCCGACGCGCCUCGCAGGACCCCGCGAACCCUGGGCCUCGACGACGCCGUUCGACCGACCUCAUCCUCGACAGGGCCACGACCCCGAGUCCGACAUGUCGACGUACCCCGUCUACGGCGCCCCCGCCGGCGGCUACGCCCCUCCGCCGCAGCAGCAGUAUCAACCCAGCUAUUACCAGCCACACGCCUCCCCAUGCCUCGUACGGUUACCAGCAAUCACCUCCGUCAAACUACGGAUAUCCGCAGUCUCCCCUUCACCAGUUCGCCGGUCCCGGCUCCGGCUCGUUCAGUCACCCUCCGCCACCGCAGCCGACCUACAGCUCGCUCCCGAGUCCAGGUGUACCUCCGCCGCAGCAUAGCCCGUAUUCCCAAGGUCGGCCUGGGAAUCCGCCCCCUCCACCGGCCGGCCCCCAGCAUUUCGGUCACGGUGCCCCGCAAGGCUACGCCUUUCGAUAUUCGGCAUGCACCGGUCGCAGGAAGGCUCUGUUGAUCGGCAUCAACUACUUCGGCCAGCGCGGCCAGCUCCGAGGCUGCAUCAACGAUGUGCGGAACAUGACGGCCUACCUCGCCGAGCAUUUCGGGUACAAGAGGGAGGAUAUGGUGAUCCUCACCGACGAUCAGCAAAAUCCCAUGAGCCAGCCGACGAAGCAAAAUAUCUUGCGUGCCAUGCAUUGGCUCGUGAAGGAUGCGCGACCAAACGACUCCUUGUUCUUCCACUACUCCGGUCACGGUGGGCAGACCAAGGACCUCGACGGUGACGAACCCGACGGGUACGACGAAGUCAUCUAUCCCGUCGAUUUCCGCCAAACUGGCCACGUCACCGACGACGAGAUGCACAGGAUCAUGGUUCGGCCCCUGCAGGGCGGCGUGAGGCUGACCGCCAUCUUCGAUUCCUGCCAUUCCGGCACCGCCCUCGACCUCCCCUACAUAUACUCGACCCAAGGCAUCCUGAAGGAGCCCAAUCUCGCCAAGGAAGCCGGCCAGGGCUUGCUCGGCGUCAUUUCCUCCUACAGCCAGGGCGACCUCGGCGGCGUCGCCAAUAACAUCAUGAGCUUCUUCAAGAAGGCCACGAGCGGCGAGGACGCUCGCACGCGCGCCAUAGCCACCAAGACGUCCCCUGCCGAUGUCGUCAUGCUUUCCGGCAGCAAGGACGAUCAGACAUCGGCCGAUGCCACGAUCGCCUCCCAGGCCACCGGUGCCAUGUCCUGGGCCUUUGUCACGGCGCUGAGGAAGAACCCGCAGCAAAGCUACGUGCAGUUGCUCAACAGCAUCCGAGAUGAGCUGGCUACCAAGUACACGCAAAAGCCGCAACUCUCGUGCAGCCACCCACUGAACACAAAUCUGCUGUUCGUCAUGUAG
Messenger RNA from Drechmeria coniospora, 2256 nucleotides. Its product is annotated as metacaspase CasA. The transcript has 9 exons. The coding region runs from base 1 to 2256 and encodes 751 amino acids. Gene Ontology annotation, biological process: proteolysis. The record is from RefSeq and is a predicted model, not a curated record. NCBI's taxonomy places the organism in Eukaryota, Fungi, Ascomycota, Sordariomycetes, Hypocreales, Ophiocordycipitaceae. Gene Ontology annotation, molecular function: cysteine-type endopeptidase activity.